This is a messenger RNA of Hydatigera taeniaeformis, 1122 nucleotides long. NCBI's taxonomy places the organism in Eukaryota, Metazoa, Platyhelminthes, Cestoda, Cyclophyllidea, Taeniidae. The record is from the annotation of a GenBank genome assembly.
AUGUACUACGAGAAGGGCUACCAGGCCUUUGACGAGGCCGUGAGUGGUGUUACGGCUAAGCUCAAAGGCGUUGCUUUCUCCAAUCUCACGAAUAGCAAUAUUGGCGCAAUGGUUUGGGAUGCCGCUGACUAUGUCGUCCCUCCUCAACAGCGCUCUGCAUUCUUUGUGAUGACAAACCUUGUUGCAACACCAGGACAAACACUAGGCACUUGUGAGGAGUCUCAUGACAUCACCGGCAACGGCUGCAAAUCUGAUAAGGACUGCGAGGCUGGACGUAUGGUGAUGAUGGGCAGCGGAGUUCAGACUGGGAUAUGUGUUCCUUCAACGCGCAAGGCUAACCUAAGUGUCUGCGAAAUAUAUGGUUGGUGUCCUACAGAGUAUGAUGGUCCUCCAAAUGGUUUUACGUUAACCAAUGCCCCAAAUUUCACUGUUAUGCUCAAAAACAGCAUAGAAUUUCCGCAAUACCAUGUGAAACGACGGAAUAUUUUGGGCUGGAUGGACAAACAUUUCCUAUCAACAUGUCGAUACAAUCCUAACAACGAAAAAUUGAAGUAUUGCCCUAUUUUUCGUCUUGCUGACAUAAUGGAGUACACGGAGGCGGAGAACAAGCAAAUAUGGAACAAAGGAGGAAUGGUAUCAAUUCGCAUUGAGUGGAAUUGCGAUCUGGAUUAUAGCGAAGAGCAAUGCCUUCCGAAGUAUAUAUUUCGUCGGUUAGACGAUUUCGACAGUCCUGUGGGAAAGGGGUGGAAUUUCCGAUUCAGCCAUCACUACAUAGAAAACAAGGUUCGCAAGCGAAACCUCAUUAAAGCAUACGGAAUACAAUUUUUCAUCACAGUCUACGGGAAGGGUGGAAAAUUCCAUUUACUUACAUUCUCCAUGAAUCUUGGAUCGGGACUUGCUCUACUUGGCAUUGCCACAGUACUAUGUGAUGCUAUCGUUUUGAAUGUAACCAAAAAGCGUGAAAUUUAUCGAAACGCUCGCUUAGAUCUUGUGGCACAGGUACAAAAAAAACAAAAGAAAGUCAAAAAUCUUUGCAUCGGGAGACGACCAAACGGGAGCAGAUUAUUACGGUGUGAACGUGGCUUUCCCACGAUCAGCCUCACAACAUGGUUUGAAAAGUAG